Molecule: messenger RNA, 1903 nt
Organism: Cuscuta campestris
Lineage: Eukaryota; Viridiplantae; Streptophyta; Magnoliopsida; Solanales; Convolvulaceae
Source: the annotation of a GenBank genome assembly
AGUGCUUCAAAGGAAGGUGAUUGGGACAUUCAACUACAGUUUCAGCCCCCAAACAGUCCAGACUUGAAUGUCCUUGACCUUGGUUUCUUUAGGUCAAUAGAUGCUUUGUCAGACAAGACUGCACCAAGAAGUCCUUUCCAAUGGGGUAUCAACCCCCGCGUCCUCCAUUUCAAAAUCUGGUUCUUCUGCUGCAAUCAUGCAAAGAACCCUCAGAAAUCCGUCAAAUCCAUGGCUUCAUGAUCAAGGCAGGCUUUGACCUCGUCCCCUUCCUUCUCAGCAAGCUCCUCGCGAAUUCGAUCCAUGACACGAGCUAUGCAGCCAAGAUCUUCAAAUACAUUAAAAGCCCAAAUCUUUUCAUGUUUAACACCAUGCUCAGGAGCUACUCAAUCAGUGAUGACCCGAGAAGAGCCCUAGUGCUCUUCAAUCAGAUGAGGGCACAAAACUUAUUGCUUGAUCAGUUCUGCUUUGUUUCCGCCCUAAAAUCUUGUACCCGGGUUCCGGCAUUGUGGGCUGGUUUAUCUGUUCAUUCAGUUCUCUUGAGAUCUGGGUUCGUCUUGUUUCUCAAAGUGAUGAACAGUCUCUUGCAUUUUUACUGUGAAAGUGGCUGGAUAGGUGAUGCCCACCAACUGUUUGAUGAAUUUCCCCUGAAGAGAGACUCGGUAUCUUGGAACACCUUAAUGGGCGGGUAUCUAUGCGUACACAAAUAUGGGAUUGUGGUAGAUCUAUUCAAACAGUUGCACAGAGAUGGAAUCGAUGUUAGUGUUACUACAGUUUUGAACAUUUCAUCUGCCAUUGGCGAAUCAAGUGGCAGGGUUUUAGCAGAGUCUAUACACGGGUAUUGCAUCAGAAGUGGUUUUUCUAUGAAUUUGAACGUGGGUACUGCUUUGGUUUCAAUGUAUGGAAAAACAGCCAGCAUUGAUUCGGCGCGUAAAGUGUUUGAUGAAACCGCUGCAAAAGACAUUGUGAUGUGGAACAGUUUGAUAUACGGAUAUGCGAAAAGUGGAAUUUUGGGCGAAGCUUUCCGUUUGUUGAGGUCAAUGAUGUUGCACGGAGUGAUUCCCAAUUCAUCUACCUUUGUAGGACUGCUUUCAGUUUCUAACCCUUCUGAUGGUCUGAGUGUAGGCCGAUUCGUCCAUGACUACAUAAAAGAACAGCAAGUACCGUUGGAUGCCAAUUUAGGAACAUCACUUAUAGACAUGUACACAAAGUGUGGUUUGCUAAAACAAGCAGUUGAAGUUUUUGAAAACAUAGAGAGGAAAGACGCUAUUUGUUGGACCUCUAUGAUUUUCGCAUACGGGGUGCACGGGCAAGCAGAAAAAGCCAUUUCCCUCUUUCGCAGAAUGGAGGAAGAAGGGUGUGGGCCCAACGAAGUCACAUUCUUGGCAGUGCUGAGCGCGUGUCGCCAUGCGGGAUUGGUUGCCGAGGGCAAGAGCUUUUUCAAAAAAAUGAUAGAGAAAUAUUCGUUUUCUCCAAAGGUUGAGCAUUAUGGAUGUGUGAUUGACCUCUUUGGUCGCGCCGGGUUGUUAGAAGAAGCCAAAAAGGUCGCAAACAGCUUACAAGUUAAGGACAGCGAUGCGACUGUGUGGCGUACGCUUCUGGCAGCAUGCAGAGUGUAUGGAAAUGUAAGUUUAGGGGAAGAAGUGAAGAGAGAAUUGGAAGGGAGAUUUGAUGAACAUCCAGCUGAUUCGGUCACCCUUGCAGGUGCCUAUGCCAUUGCUGGAAGAAUGGGAGAUCACGCGAACAUGUGCCAGAAGAAUCCAGUAGAAGGGCAAAAAUGCUCUGUACUCGGAAAGAAGGAAGUCGGAUUUAGUAGAGUUAUCUAAGGCGGGCGAACACAUUAUAACUAAUUUACCUAAUAUUUAGAUGAAAACACACACAAGAUAGUACCCAUUGGGGUGAGUUC